AGCUCGGUGGGGAGCCGGCGGUGCCCGCUCUGUUCCAGGCUGCUGAAUAACGAGGGCUCGCUCUUGGCCUACUCGGGUUAUGGGGACACGGACGCCCGCGUGACGGCGGCCAUCGCCAGCAACAUCUGGGUGGCGUACGACAAGAACGGGCACCACGCCUUCAACGAGGACAACCUCCGCUUCAUCCUCAUGGACUGCAUGGAGGGGCGCGUGGCCAUCACCCGCGUGGCAAACCUCCUGCUGUGCAUGUAUGCCAAGGAAACGGUCGGAUUUGGGAUGCUGAAAGCCAAGGCGCAAGCGCUGGUGCAGUACCUGGAGGAGCCGCUGACGCAGGUGGCCGCAUCCUGAGCUGAGCUGCAUCCCGAGCUGCAUCCCGAGCUGCAUCCCGAGCUGCAUCCCGAGCACGGAACCGCGGCGCCACGGCUGAGCAGCAGCGCCUGCAUGGGGGGAACCACGGUGGGAGCCCGGCCGUGGUGCCGGGCGGCAGGGAAGGGGGAAUAAAACCACGUCUGGUGCUCGCGUC
This is a messenger RNA of Meleagris gallopavo (turkey), 523 nucleotides long. Lineage: Eukaryota; Metazoa; Chordata; Aves; Galliformes; Phasianidae. The record is from RefSeq and is a predicted model, not a curated record.